AUGGAUUACGAAGUUUGUCGGAAGGUUUGGGAUUCGCAAAUCGCCGCCCAAAUCACAAUUCAAAAUCGCGAUGAGAUUCUGCCAUUCUACACAAUGCUGCCAAGAUUUUCGUAUUUUUCAGUGGUUUUGCAAGAUGUAAGCUGAAGUUUUGCGAGCUUAAAUUUAGAAAAUCUGGAAAAAAUGUUGCAGAUUCUUCAAUUCUUCACAUCUCGCGACAAUGAAUUGAAUUUGGAUGGCGAGAAAAUUUGGCUGGAAUCCAAAGGAGUGCCGCUGAAAAUGUAUAUUCCGAUUGGCGUGAUUUUUGAUUUGAAUAAUGAGGUGGAGGGAGACACGUGGCAUAUUGUUAUCAAGUUGGUUUUUGAUCUGAAUUUGAGCAAAAAAUGAUGGAUUUUGAGGGGAAAACUUGAAAAUUUUCGGCAAAAAUUGAGUAAUUUGAUGUUAUUUAGCUCCAGAAACUGAAAUUUUCGAUUUUUGUCACAAAAUUUCAUGAAUAUCCCCCCUAAAAACCUAUAUUGACUCAAAAUUUUUAAUUUUUCUAACACGGCAAAAAUACGUUUCAAAAUUUUGAUAUAAUUUAUUUUCAAAUAUUUUUUUAAAUUAAUUGUCAAUAAUAUUUAUCCCUGAAAAAGUCAAAACCGAAAUUUCAAAAAAAUUCCAAAUUUCUAUUUAUAAAUUAUUCAAAAAAUCUGAAUUCAGAACCUCAAAUGCUCCAAGUGGAUAUCGAACAAUAAAUCGCGAAACAAUGGAGCAAAUCUAUUUGCAAAACUUGAAAGAAGCCGAUUUUCUGAAGCGAAAAGCGGAAACAAUUCAAAAUAUGCAAAUUGAUGAGCAUCGAAUGCUAUGGGACAGUAUUUGCAAUAGUUAGUUUUGAGUUUUGGAAAGUCCCCUAAAAAGUUGGGUUUUUUCAGAUCAUUUCGACGAUUUUUGGGGAAUCAACAAAAAGUUGAUGGAUACGUCAGAUAAAAUGUUUGAUAGUAUUCCGUUGAGAGUUUAUGAGAGAAAUCGACCGGCUUUUAAACAGGUGAGACAAUUUUUGAGAGCCUUGGAAACACACCUGACGAGACGUGUCCAAAAUGGACACUGUACAUUUUUUUCAAAAGUCACACUGCAUUUUUUUUCAAAAAAUAACUUUGUUUCCUUUUCACCAACAUUUAACCUGGAGAAAUAAAUGCGCAUUUAGUUCAGUGGCAGGCCAUUUUGCUAGUGUUCAGAAGGCCCAGGUUCGAAUCUUCAUUCGAACUAAACUUUUUUUUAUUUUUGCUCAACUUCAAAAACAACUUCAGCUUGCUAAUUUUUCGAAGUUUCUCGGUGAAAAUCAACUCAGCAGACUUCGUUUUAGUGUAGUAACACAAUGUGCAGUGUGGAAUUUAGGUGACUGCUUAGCAAACCAUAGUGUCACUGAAAUUUCGAAAAAAUUGACUUUCUAUGGAAAAACUUCAAAUUCCACACUGCACAUGGGUAAAUUCGAAAACUACGCUUAAAAAUACACCAACUUUCUGAAUAUACCAACUCUUGAUAUGUGCUCGGAAAAAAAUGCCGUCCGAUUCUUUGUAAUGUCCAUAUUUACCAUUGAAAUGGACACUCCAAAAUAACAGCGAAAUAGGGCAUUUCCACACUGCACUCAUGGUGUUCCACACUGUCUAUGACCAUAGCAAUCUAUCAUAAAAAAUUCAACCAUAUCCGUUAAGCCUAAGCUUAGUUAUCCUAACUUCAAAAUUUGAGCAACGUUGCAACGCAUUCGUUUAAAAACAGUUUCCUUUCCACCAACAUUUUCCCAUUGGGAGAAAAGAGAGAUGUGGCCGAGAGGUUAGCAUUUUAGACUGGCGAGCAUGAGACCAGGGUUCGAAUCCUCCUGCCGGCGGAGUUUUUUUUCGAAAAACUUAAAAAUUUCACGCUGCACAUUUUUUUGAAAAAAAUUUUCACACUGCACAAAAAAUUUGGGACACUCUCUCGUCAGGUGUGCUUGGAAAUUAGAAAAAAUAGAAAAACACAUUACAGUUCUCAUAAAAUUAAUGAAAAUUGAAUAUUAAUUGAUUUGUUUUAUUUAUGGGAAAAAUUUGGAUUGGAUACUGUAGGAUCUAUUUUUGAAACAAAAAAUUUGUUUAAUAAUUGCAAUUUGAAUUUUUUAUUUUUGAAUCGAAGAAAAAUCAAUUCUGGGAAAAUUUUGAAAUUUCAGAUAUAAUCAAUUGCAUUGGGGCUUGUUUAGGCUCAUUUUCAAGAUUUUUUGGCUCGCAAAAAUGAACCUAGGCUUUUCUAGACCUAUUUUUCAUGUUCAGGCCCGAUUUCAGGCCGAUUUUCGAGAUUUUAGGCUAAUUUUUAACCUCCAAAAAAAAAAAAAAGUUUGAACUGAAUUUCCAAUAAAAAUACACACAUUUGAUGUUAAAAUUGAAGAAAUCGUUUAAAAUGAGCAAUGCUAUCUUUUUCAGCGCAAAAUAUUGAUCUAGAAAAAAUGUUUCGCCUUGGCUGGGGAUCGAUCCCCCGACCUUGUGAUCAACAGUUUUCUAGACUAAAAUUUAGUGUUGAAAAUGAAAUGGAUAAUUAGAAUUAAUUUUUAUUUUCAAAAAUUUAUGAAAAUUGAUUCCAAAUUUUUUUGUAGAUCUACAAUUGUUUCCCAAAAAUCAACAAUUAAUUUUCCCGAAAAAAUCAAAAAUUUCAUUUUCCAAAUUUUCCGAAAAACCAAAAAUUAAUUUCCCAAAUUUUCUCAAAAAAAUAAUAAAUUAAUUUUCCAAAUUUUCCCAAAAAUCAAAAAUCAAUUUUCCAAAUUUUCUCAAAAAUCAAAAAUUUCCAUCUUGCAGACUCUCCUCAAUCCUCGAAACGAUUCGGGCGAACUGGUCACCGUCGGCCACGCGAUCUGCCAACUUCUCGCCAUCUCCGAAAUCCUCCCAACAUCAACUCUGAUCUCACACGGCAUCCGAAUUCCCGCCGAAACACCGCUCAUCUACGCCGCCAAAAAUCUCACGUAUCCCGACAAUUUUGUGCACAUUUGUGUGUUGAAAAAUGACUGA
Messenger RNA from Caenorhabditis angaria, 3005 nucleotides. Lineage: Eukaryota; Metazoa; Nematoda; Chromadorea; Rhabditida; Rhabditidae. The record is from the annotation of a GenBank genome assembly.